AAGGGCCAUAGUCCCUGGACAGGGGUGUCUCAAUUCCUUCAGACAUCUCAGAAAAUCAUCCAGUUUGCCUCAGGCCAGGAGCCUCAACCUGGAGAAACUAUAAUCUAUGUGGCAGGAGCCUUUGAUCUCUUCCACAUUGGCCAUGUGGACUUUCUGGAAGCCGUGCAUAAGCUUGCAGAAAAGCCUUACAUUAUAGUGGGGCUACACUUUGAUCAGGAGGUGAAUCGCUACAAAGGGAAAAACUACCCCAUCAUGAAUGUCCACGAGAGGACUCUCAGCGUCCUGGCUUGUCGAUAUGUGUCAGAAGUGGUGAUCGGUGCACCGUUUGCUGUCACAAAAGAUUUGCUGGAUCAUUUUAAGGUGGAUCUCGUUUGCCACGGAAAGACAGAAAUAUAUCCCGACAAAGAUGGAUCUGACCCUUAUGCUGAUCAUGCUCGCUCCAUCCUGUCUUGCAGCCAGUGUUUAGGGGACGAUCAGGAGCUCCUUCCUUUUACGGCUCAUGCUUUCUGUGCACUUUGGUCCGACCAAGGAGUCCGAGCAGCUGCAGCCCGAGGAUACGAGUUUGAGCUGAACGACUCUGCUCUCUA
Molecule: messenger RNA, 587 nt
Organism: Neolamprologus brichardi
Lineage: Eukaryota; Metazoa; Chordata; Actinopteri; Cichliformes; Cichlidae
Source: RefSeq, a predicted model, not a curated record